ACACUGUUCUAGGCCGCCUCUCAUCAUCUAGUCAGUUCUUCUACCUAGAGCUAGAAAAUAUACUUUUCGUCGCUGCUAAAUACACUGAUCUCGUCAUUAUUCUGAUAAUAUCCCUUAACAUUUGUACAAGAGUCAAGUGAAUAUGGUAGGUGUGAUAACAUGAUAGGGACAGAAGCAGUAUGUGACCUGUGGGGUAUGAGUUCAGUAACUCUAUGCGCAAAGGUGUAGUGUGCAUAUGUAUGUACAUGUGUAUAAGUACAUAUAUUCAAAACUAUCUGAAACAAGGUUAUAUAAUCUAAAGUUAAUUUGAGUAUCACAAAGAGACAAUGAGUGUAUUAAAUGUUAAUGAUAAACGACCCGUAUCUAGUUUCAGAAAGAAGUUGAAACAUGAUCAAGCUGCGUACAAUCCUUGUAUAGAGGAAUAUAAUAGCAGUUUGAAAUGUUUAGAGAAAAAUCAUUAUGAACGUAACAAAUGUACUGAACAAUUCGUCAAUUAUAGAAAAUGUAACAAAAUUUGGAGAAAAAUAAUAACCAUUCGACGAGAGAAAGAUAUAAAACCCGUUAUACCUGCACCCGAAGAACGAGCGAAAGUAAAAAAUGAAUUUUUAGAAUCUGAAAACAUGUAAUAUUGCUUUUC
Molecule: messenger RNA, 637 nt
Organism: Eufriesea mexicana
Lineage: Eukaryota; Metazoa; Arthropoda; Insecta; Hymenoptera; Apidae
Product: coiled-coil-helix-coiled-coil-helix domain-containing protein 7
Exons: 4
Coding region: 327-626 (99 amino acids)
Biological process (GO): mitochondrial respiratory chain complex assembly
Cellular component (GO): mitochondrion
Source: RefSeq, a predicted model, not a curated record